GCCAUAUCAGCCAACACUCUCACCCGACGAGUCCUCAUACCCAACGAAGACAUAACCGAAAGCGCUUCAUGCGAAGUACAGACUGGCUCACCAGAAUACAUUGAUUGGGGUUGGGGCAUUGGGAAUAUAAGAGGGCACAACACUGCACAGGCUGUGGAUGCGACCGGCCGGUGAGACGAUUCCACGUGGUGAUACAUAUAUCAACAUAUAGAUGUAAGAACGGCCUCUAAUGCGUUUGAGUAGUUGUUGUAGGCGCGAUACUGUCUUUCUCUCGAUGCUGCGGGGGGGAGGAAAUCUGGGUAUCAGUGUAUGGCUUGGAAGGGGAUUUGCUUCGAGUAGCACCGCUAAGCCAACCACUGUCAACCUGAGGACGGCUGGGCCCCCAUAUCCAUAUCCAUAUCCAUAUCUCGAAGUGCACCCAAGGACUUAAUAACUGGGAAUUCUGAGAUGGCAUCGACAAUGGACUCCCACAUACCUCAACAUGAAGACCUAAACAUGAUGGGAUUGCACGAGUUGGACUCGCAUCUAAUGGAAUUUGAAUCGGCCUUGGAGAUGGACUCGUCUACGCCGGGUGCCAUGUCCAACUUUGCUUACGAGGAUGCUAUGUCAACAAUAGACAUUCCAUCUACCACGAUAACAGUCGAUUCUCCGAGAGAGAAGUGGGCAAAGAAAGGCCCGCCCGAAAUCCUUUUACAGGGCCACGGUGCACAGUCAAGGUCGGUUCUCCACCAUAUCUUUCUAUAUCUUUCUGGUAACCACCAUCGUCCCUUCCACAUGACUUGGAAAGACUUGAGAAGACUUAAUACCUCUCCAUAUCAAUUCUGAGAUUGCCCUUCAAUCAACUCUAUUAACUCACAGACUUUAGAGCCGAGCCCAUAUCCGAGUCCACGGCAAUAUCAGGUGGCAAAAUCCAUCUUAGGCCGGAAAGCGCUCGCGAUUCUAUGGCCUCUUCCAUGACUACAGACCUUGAUGAUGCUUCAUCAGCCCUCUCUUCGAUAUCCAGUAAAGCGACAUCUCCUACAGAGUUUGAUGCAAGCUCCAAGGAAUCUGGGAACGGAACUUCUUCAGCUGCAGCUCGAAAACCACGCCAGAAAUACGAGGUUCGCCCGAAAGUCUCCAUACCAACAGAUCUCACAACAUCAGAAUACGCAAGACAAUGUAUAUCGGCUGCUGAGUCGUCACGCCUGAAUCCAUAUGGGAUGCAUACAGAGGAAUAUUCACUGCUACGAAAACACCUAACGCCCCAACAAGUUACUACGUACUUGAAUAUAAGAAAUGGCAUUCUGAGACUGUGGACGAGAAAUCCCCUCAUUGGUGUUAUGCGGGAUGAAGCAAUUGGCUGUGCCAAAGAUCCUCGAUGGUUCGAUGUUGCGAGCAUAUGCCAUGAGUGGCUUGUGCGACGUGGCUACAUCAACUUUGGUUGUUUGGAACAUCGAGAAGCUACCGCAGAGAAGAAAAAGCCGAGAACAGUCAAGCGCGAAAGAAAGACCGUUGCCGUGAUUGGAGCUGGCAUGUCUGGCUUAGGUUGUGCAAGGCAACUUGAAGGCCUCUUCUCCGAAUUCGAAGCUCGAUUUCGAGAAAUGGGCGAAGAUCCACCACGUGUAAUUGUCUUGGAAGGACGAGACAGAAUCGGUGGAAGAGUUUACUCGCGACCUUUCCGAGCGAAACCAGCAUUUCCAACACUCAGUUACGGAAGUCGGCAUACGGCAGAGAUGGGAGGCAUGAUCAUUACUGGCUUUGAUCGCGGAAACCCUCUAAAUAUUAUUGUCAGAGGUCAGUUGGCUUUGCCUUAUCAUGCCUUGAGACCAGAUACGACUAUUUAUGAUGCUACAGGGAAACCUGUAGAUGCUCAUCGUGAUCAAUGUGCGGAAAGAUUGUUCAAUUACAUUCUUGAUCGCGUCAGCGAGUACAAGUUCAAACUCCCAACACCACCGACUAUCGAUGGAGACAGAGCUCUUCUUGACGCAGGUCGAGAUACUAGCGGGGAGGGAUCCAAAACCAUCAGUGAGAUUGAAGACAAUCCACCAGCUGCUACCGUUCAGACAGCCAAAACUCAGACAAACGAGGAACAAUUGAUCCCUGUAUCUUCAGACAGACUGACUGGCAGAGCCCAUCUCGAGCUCGGAUUACAUGCGGUUCAUACGGCAGCUUACAAGGCAAAAGAAAUCGGUUGGCUUUUACGACCUGGCGUGGGUAUUGAGCACGACUUGGAUCUCGAAAAUGCCGUCAACUCAAAGUAUGCGACGCUUGGCUCCGUUUUUGACGAAGCGAUCCGCCAAUACACGAGGAUUGUUGACUUCACCCCUCUUGAUUUACGACUCAUCAACUGGCAUGUAGCAAAUUUGGAAUACAGUAACGCCAUCACAUGUAAUAAACUAAGUUUGGGAGGCUGGGAUCUUGAUGCUGGUAAUGAGUGGGAGGGCAAGCACACGAUGGUAACAGGAGGCUAUCAGCAAGUCCCAAGAGGACUCCUCAACUGCCCCCAACCUCUGACUGUGCGAAAGAAGAGCAAAGUUAACAAGAUCACCUACAGUCUCGAGCCUGGCAACACGCCGUCCAGUAUCGAGUGCGAGGACGGAGAAAUUAUCGAAGCUGAUUAUAUUGUGUCAUCAAUGCCACUAGGCGUAUUGAAACAGCAGAAAAUCGCAUUCCAGCCUCCUCUACCACACUGGAAACAAGGAGCUGUCGAACGAAUCGGAUAUGGUGUGUUGAACAAAGUGGUUCUGGUGUAUCGUGAAGCAUUCUGGGACCAAAGUCGAGACAUCUUUGGAACUUUGCGCAAUCCAACCGAUCGAUUCAGUUUGGAUCAAACGCAUUACUACACACAAAGAGGCCGUCUAUUUCAAUGGUUCAAUUGUAGCAAUACAACCGGCCUACCGACACUACUCGCUCUUAUGGCUGGUGAUGCGGCAUUUCAAACGGAGAAAGAGUCGAACGAGGCAAUCAUUGCGGAAGCAACCUCUGUCCUGAAGACUGUUUUCCCUCAUGUACCACCAGCGAAACUAUCUCCGCUGGAGGCCGUAAUUACACGAUGGGGUCAAGAUGAGUUUUCGCGAGGCAGUUACUCCUACACGGGACCAAACUUCCAGCCUGAUGACUACGAAACAAUGGCUCGUCCUGUUGGCAACCUCUUUUUCGCAGGCGAGCACACUUGCGGCACUCAUCCAGCCACUGUUCACGGAGCUUACAUAUCUGGCCUGAGAGCUGCAUCUGAAGUUUUGGAAUCUAUGAUUGGUCCAAUUGAAAUACCCGAGCCCCUUGUCCUACCAAAGGACCCUUCGUCCAAACGAAAAUCCGAGGCCCUGGAGACCCCCAAAGACCCUAAAAAAGCUCGCCUUGAAGCUUAUGAGAUUGAGGUUUGGAAUGCGAUAUGGCUAAAAUUCGGUGAUCGACCUUGGAAGCCUGAAAACAAAUAUGCCAAUCCAUAUCGCAUGUACAGCAAAGAAAAUUGGGACGAGGCAAAGAGAAAAUGCGAGGAAGGAAGAAGACCGGGAAAGGGAAAACCCAUUUCCAACGAGGUCAAGAAGAUGGUGACUAAGAUGUGGAAAGAAGCCUCGGAGGAGGAAAAGAAGCCUUAUAACGACCGAGCUGAUGCGCAAAAAGCUGCUCAUGCUGCUGCGGUCGCAGAAUACAAUAUCAAAGCAGCGAAAUGGGAUCAAGAAGCCAUCGCUUUUCGUGCUGAAUAUGUAGCAGCCCAUCCAUACGUUCCGGGCCCUGACGAGGAGAGCUCAGCGAGGAAACAGAGACGAGCGAAGCGUGUUAGUGGCUAUGCUGAACAUUCCGGCUCCGAAAUGGAAGCUUAAGUCGGUCGCAUAUGGAGUUUUAAUCAACGUAACGGUGCAUUAUCAGGGCAGGAAAUGGUGUUUAUGGCCAUUGCAGGUGGGAAGGUUAGCUGGCAUUGAAGCAUCGCUGAAAAAUUAUUUGCAUGUAGCUAUGUAAUGAGUAUGAUGUUAAUAGGUA
Messenger RNA from Hymenoscyphus albidus, 3960 nucleotides. Lineage: Eukaryota; Fungi; Ascomycota; Leotiomycetes; Helotiales; Helotiaceae. The record is from the annotation of a GenBank genome assembly.